Messenger RNA from Cloeon dipterum, 1470 nucleotides. RefSeq names its product disks large-associated protein 1-like. The record is from RefSeq and is a predicted model, not a curated record. The transcript is spliced from 5 exons. NCBI's taxonomy places the organism in Eukaryota, Metazoa, Arthropoda, Insecta, Ephemeroptera, Baetidae. The coding region runs from base 351 to 1073 and encodes 240 amino acids. Gene Ontology annotation, biological process: signaling.
CGAUCCGCUCGAUGCACAUACCAUACGUACAAUUCUAUAUUUAUGAUAGGAGAGAUAGACAGACAACACGCGUGGUUUUGUUGUGUGUGAAUUUCGGCAUAUUGAUUAUUUAUGACACCUAGCAACCGCACGAAAACAUCCAAGCGCAGCUUAAUUAUACUUAGUCGCUGCUCACUUGCUCACCGAGUUUGGUCAUUGCAUUUUCACGGUCAAGCGCAAACAGAGUAGGCGUCAAAUUCAACAACGUUCAACGUCUGCGUGAAGGGGUUGCAACGUCAGGUUGACUGCAAAUAAGGUGUCCUGGAAUUUCAGCAUUCGGCAGCGCAGUAGCUGCAAAGUUUGCGAGGAAAAUGGCAUUUUUCAAGAACGUACUCUGCUGCUCAGGGGACACAGAAGUUUUUGCGGACUUAGAUGUGUUUCAUCAGCACGGUGAACACUACUCUCGGUACCUGGAGUACUUGCAGGGCGGCGACGAGAAUGACAUCACAGGCGAUUUGUUGAAAGAGGCGAGCCAAGAGGUGUCGAUGCAUUUCGAGCAACUUUCUGGCAAGUAUUUGAUGAUUUUGGAAACGCACGACAAGAAGUUGCCAGAAGACGUCAAGGGCAAAAUCAGAACUGCAUGCGGAAUGUCCAAAUUGCUGGUUAAAGAAAAACUCACUCAAUUCGAUCAGUUUGUUGAGGACUACGAGAAUCAAAUUGCUAAUAAUGAAAGUGCAGGAAACAAAAAAGUAGUGCAUUUGGACGAUUUGAAGAGCUUUUUUGAGAUUAUUUCGGUCCAAGUAGCCGACCUUGACGAAAUGUUUGACAGCAUAAAGAGGUUGAGAGAGCAUGGCUGGAAGGAAGUACCGGAGUUGACAGUGAGCGACGAGGAAACUGGUCUAGAACGCAAAGGGAGCAAAAUGAAGCUAUUGAUCGAGCCGCCGGCGCCAACCAAGAACGCCCAAGCCGAUCUGGAACGCCGCGAACACCAGAGAGCCGAGCUCCGUAAAAUUAUGCGCUCGCAGGCUGCCGAAAUGGGCAAGAGCGACGACGACAUCACCGUCUCCAUAUACGAGGGCAAAAAAAUCGACUGAGGUGCAUGGGAAGUGGGACGAGUGCGCCAGGGCAAUAUUUCAUUGCUUGUCUGCCAAAGCGCAUUGAUUUAUCGCAGCCCCUUUUCAGCGCGUGUGUGAAAUGCGUGAAAUAUAAUUUGCGAACGACCUUGUUUUGCCUCAAGAUAGAGUGUCGGGGGUGGAGGGAAAUUAAUAGGUAUUUUGUAAUAAAUCAAAUGCGGCCUCAAAGUGUAUAGGUGGUUUCAAAUUUUAAAUCAGUUUUCGAAAGAGAAUAUUAUUGCAAGGCUAUUGGGGAGGCUUUGUUAAUUUUCCGGAAUUUUUUACUCUCUGUGUGUUUCACUCAUGUUUCAUUGUUAUGCUGACGAGUUUCAGCAAUAUGCUAUGGUGAUAUAAUCAGUUAAAUAAAAUUAAAUACACU